AAUGGCUCAGAGCUCAUCAUCGAAAACGGGUUCACACAGUAACCUAAUGGCCAGCGGAAGUAGUACUCCAAUACGUAUUGGCAGUUACCAUGGUCAUGUAUCGUCGAGUGGUGGCAAUGAUUCGCCCACCCCCAUGAUGCAUCAUCAUCAGCAGCAGCAACAACAAUCACAACAACAACAGCAGUCGAGUAGUGUUCCAGCAUCUGCUGGACAUUUGGGUCAAAGUUCGGCUUCUUUAAAUAUGGGCCCAUCCACCACAAAUCAACAUCAUUCGCAGCAGCAGCAACAACAACAGCAGCAACAAACAUCCUCUACAGCUGUUAUGAGUUCCAGUGUUACCCCACCAAAUAGUGCUGGUUUACGUCAAUCGGGAGCCUUUGAAUUCAAAUUCAUGAGACGACCAUCGUUAAAAACUGCCCACUUGCCCAAAUUGUCAUCGACCGAUAGUUUAAGCUACAGCCCCGGUCCAUCAUCACCAGGCCUCGCCAAUUGGACAUCGGACAGUCGUGACAAAUACGAUGGCAAUCAAACCGAUAAGACACCAGCCGAUUCAUCGAAACUUAAUCGUAAAGAAUCAUAUAAGGCUCAACGUAAAAAUUACCGACGCGAAAAGAAACGUGUUGCAUCGGAGCUAUUAAAUUCUCUUCAGGAUCCUGCUGUAAUUGUCUUGGCAGAUUGGCUUAAGGUUCGAGGUACCCUAAAAUCGUGGACAAAACUAUGGUGUGUCCUAAAGCCGGGCUUAUUGUUACUUUACAAAAGUCCAAAGGUGAAAAGUAGCCAUUGGGUCGGUACAAUACUGUUGACAUCCUGUCAAGUCAUUGAGAGGCCAAGCAAAAAAGAUGGAUUCUGUUUUAAACUCUUUCACCCCUUGGAACAAUCGAUUUGGGCACCAAGAGGACCCGACAAGGAGACCAUUGGAGCUGUGGUCCAACCCUUGCCAACAGCUUAUCUCAUCUUUAGAGCUCCCAGUCAGGCGGCGGGUAAAUGUUGGAUGGAUGCCUUAGAAUUGUCUCUGAGAUGUUCCGGUUUACUACUACGUUCGAAUUCUUCACCCGGACCCAAUCAACAACCCGGUGCAAUAGAGGCUUCAAUUUCCCAUGAAACUCAAUGGUCUGAGGCCGAUUAUGAAAAGCAUUUCAAUGAUCAAGUCGAUUCUCGACUUUUUACUUAUUUACCUCUAGAUUUGGAUGCCGAUAGUCAAACCGAGGCACCAGCUGGCAUUAUGUCUGGCAUUGACACCGAUUCCGAUUCGGAUGGUAAUGAUAAUGCUGUCGAUAAUCAAUUGCAAGUCAUUGAUAAUGAGGAGCCUGUUGAGACGCCAUAUAUUCCGGCACCGGAAGAAGAAAUCAAUGCGACAAGCGGUGAACAAGUCGAAGAAUUAGCCGAAGAGAAUAAAAGUUUAAUUUGGUGUUUGGUAAAACAAGUCCGUCCAGGUAUGGAUUUAAGUAAGGUGGUAUUACCUACUUUUAUAUUAGAGCCACGUUCAUUUUUGGAUAAACUAGCCGAUUCAUAUUAUCAUGCCGAUAUUCUAUCAAGAGCUGUCCUUGAAGAUGAUCCCUUCACCCGCAUGAAAUUGGUUGUACAAUGGUAUCUUUCGGGGUUCUAUAAAAAACCCAAAGGUCUCAAAAAACCCUACAAUCCCAUUUUGGGUGAAACCUAUCGCUGCUAUUGGGAACACGAGAAUGGCAGUCGCACUUACUAUAUUGCUGAGCAGGUCUCACAUCAUCCACCAAUAUCGGCAUUUUAUGUUACAAAUCGCCAAGAAGGUUUCUGCAUUAGUUGUUCCAUCUUGGCCAAAUCGAAAUUUUACGGCAAUAGCACUUCAGCGGUGCUAGAGGGUGUGGCUACGCUAACUCUAUUGCCACGUGGCGAAAGUUAUACACUAACCACACCUUAUGCCCAUUGCAAAGGUAUUCUCAUGGGUACUUUAUCUAUGGAACUGGGUGGCAAGAUAAAUAUCGAAUGUGAGAAUACGGGCUACAAGACGGAACUGGAAUUCAAGCUGAAACCUUUUUUGGGCGGUGCUGAUAGUACGAACGUGGUUGCGGGUAAAAUUCGCCUGGGCAAAGAAACAUUGGCCACAAUUUCGGGUCAUUGGGAUGCUGAGAUGCGUAUAAAAGAUACGAAAUCGGGUGAAGAUUCAAUACUAUUUGCAGCGAACAAGGAUACAAUGAAGAAACGUUUGAAACGUUAUGUGGUGCCCAUUGAAUCACAAUUUCCCAAUGAAUCGGAACGUUUGUGGAGUUUGGUUUCAGCCGCCAUUAGACGUGACGAUCAAGUUGGUGCUACCGAAGAGAAGACCGUACUUGAAGAGUCACAGCGUAAUGCGGCCAAGGAACGUAAGGCGACACUUACCGAAUGGGAACCAAAACAUUUCCAACAGGAUAUAAUGACAGGAAAGUGGAUUUACAAAUAUGCCGAUCUUCGACCCUGGGAUCCACGUAACGAUGUCAAACAAUACGAAUGGGAUUAUAAGGUAUUAACCAAGACCCGUCAUCAAGCACCCAUGGUACGAACAUCGAGCAUUGUUAGUGUCGAUCCAAUGCAUGUGAUACGCAAUUGUGCUUCGGAACAAAGACAAUCAUCGUUGGCCAUCAUGAAGGCCAAACGUAAAAAUAAGAAAUUAUCUAAACUAUCAUCAAAUGAUCCAAAUAAUUCAGAUUCAAGUCAAUCACAAGAUGAUCUAAAUGAUCAAGGUGUAUCAUCACACACUGUCAGAAAAUUGAUGUUAGCUGUUGAUCAGUUGAACAGUGCUCUAGACGAUCACAAACGACAACUGGUAAUGAUCAAUGCCAAAUUGGAACGUUUACAAUAUGCACCACCCCAUCACAGCGAACAUUCGUCAUCGGUAUGGGGUGUAAUAACACGAUCGAUACCACAGCCAUUGGUCAUACGAGCUUUAGCUUAUGCAUUUGCAGCUUUAUUAGUAAGCCUUUGCCUAAAGUGGCUUUUAUACUAGUUAACAUUAUUCAACUAAAUCUAACUAAGAUAAUAAAUUAAAAACCUACACACACAUG
This is a messenger RNA of Musca vetustissima, 3017 nucleotides long. Its product is annotated as oxysterol-binding protein-related protein 8-like. The record is from RefSeq and is a predicted model, not a curated record. Lineage: Eukaryota; Metazoa; Arthropoda; Insecta; Diptera; Muscidae. Gene Ontology annotation, cellular component: cytosol; intracellular membrane-bounded organelle; membrane. Bases 2 to 2959 code for a protein of 985 amino acids. Gene Ontology annotation, molecular function: cholesterol binding. The transcript has 11 exons.